Molecule: messenger RNA, 621 nt
Organism: Echinostoma caproni
Lineage: Eukaryota; Metazoa; Platyhelminthes; Trematoda; Plagiorchiida; Echinostomatidae
Source: the annotation of a GenBank genome assembly
AUGCAAUUUUUCUAUCUGGGCAGCUAUGUCUCACCUUGCGGACGCAUCACGGAUGACGAGUCGGAUCGCAUACAAAAGGCUCGUUUGGCAUUUGCUAACUUGAGACAUGUGAGGCUUCAUCGCCGAUUGUCAGUGAAGCGUCGAGUAUAUGUUGCAGCGGUUCGGCCAGUGCUAUUCUACGUUGCAGAAACGUGGUCACUACGGGAACAUAAUAAAGUAGGUUGUCGGUGUUUGAACACUGUUGUCUACGUUGUAUUACACGAUCCUGGUAGGAAACACGGACUAGCAUUUGCAGAGUUUCAGGUAAUCGCGGUCAUCCAGUGGAACAAGUUGCCGCGGUGUGUAAUGUUUGACGAGACAGGCAAUGCUAUCAGUCGGCUUAACAAACUUUUCGAUGAAGCAGAGGCAAUCACUCCAGGUGUUUGCAUGGAAAACGCCUUGGGAUGUUUGACCGCUUAUCUUGCCUUUUUGUGUAUUCGGACACACUACGAAAAAGUACGUGUUAUUCAAUUCGUUGGCUGCAUGAACACGGGCAUAAGCCUAGUGCCAAUUGUGUCAAUGCUGUAUGACCUCGUUCGGUAUACUUGGAGAGCAAAUUCGCAAGCUGCAGAGUGGAUUUAG